Aspergillus homomorphus CBS 101889 is the source of this 1210-nucleotide messenger RNA. RefSeq lists its product as uncharacterized. The record is from RefSeq and is a predicted model, not a curated record. NCBI's taxonomy places the organism in Eukaryota, Fungi, Ascomycota, Eurotiomycetes, Eurotiales, Aspergillaceae. The transcript has a single exon. Bases 1 to 1110 code for a protein of 369 amino acids.
AUGGCCUCCCCGCAACUGCUCUAUUUCCAUGCCCCCGAGGUUGGUCUUUCCUUCCGCGCGAAGCUCCUCGCCAAAGAGAGCCCCGAUGUGGCCGAGCAACUGCUGUCCCAACUGCCGAUGCAGAGCACGUUAGGGCACGUCGUCAUCUCCGGGCAGGCUUUCUGGCUCCCUACCCGCAUCGUGCACCUGGGACGGAACAACAUGGUGAAGCGCCACCCGGGCGCCGUCUACCUUAACUCGGUCGGGGGCUCACUGUGCCUGACGUAUGGCUCCAUCACCGAGAGCGCGCUGGUGAACAAGGUGGCGGAAGUCUUGGAGGAGGACCUGCCGAUCAUCAGCCAGCUGGGCCGGCUCGUGUUCGACAAGACCGUCACCAGCGCGCGCCACACCCUCCUCACCAUCCGUAUCUCGCUCGUCCCCAGCAAGAGCGGCGUGACGGCGGAGUCGCGACCGGUGGACAUGGCGGUGAUGCUGACCUCGCGGCACGAGUGCACCUGGCGCGAGGCGGCGAGCAUCAUCUCGGCGCAGGUCGACCGGGUGUGGAUCCACGAGCCAGAGGAUAUCAAGAAGAUCAGCUGGGGCAUCAUCGACAGCGGGGCGGGCAGCGGCGAGCAGUAUUUCUCGGUGAUGGUCCACCUCAAGUCGUUCCUGCUGCACCUGGGCUGCGAUGUCCUGUACCGGCUGCUGAAGAUCUCCCAGUACGAGGAGAUCGCCCUGCCGGUGCUCCGCCGCAUGACGCGCGAGUUUCUCGAGCAGAACUUCAACACCUUCGAGAUGCUCACCGACCUGGGGCUGAGCGACAUGGGCGAGAUCGGCGACGUGUAUUUGCACGGCCUGGCCUCGUUGACCAGCAAGGACGACUACCGCAGUCUGACCGGCGUGCUGUUCACGUAUGUCUGUCGCAUGCAUCGCUGGGUGCACUUCAUCUUCCCGUGGAACAUCGGCGUGGCGUUCCCGCACCGCAAGCCCGAGGAGAUCAUGACCAUGUCGAUGAUUGUGAAUGGGCUGCCGACUCCAGCGAUCUCGGAGCAAAGCGUGGGAGGGGCUGUCGGCGGGAAGUAUGAUGCGAUGAUGCGCAUGGCAGGGAUGGUGGAUGAGUCUACGGUUUGAAGGAGUGGAGGGGGGUUGUUUCACAGCCACAGUUCGAGUCAGUGGCUUGGGAUUGAUUACUUUGUGGAUGUGAGGCUUGUCUGCAGGGUGCUGAUUCUGG